AUGUUUGUUUUUGGGUAUUUGUGUGUAGAUACUGGUGUGAUGAGUGGAGCUAUGGUGUUUAUAGAAGAGGAUUUGAAGACAAACGAUGUACAGAUUGAAGUUCUCACCGGAAUUCUCAACCUGUGUGCCCUUUUCGGAUCAUUGCUCGCCGGAAGAACAUCGGACAUUAUCGGACGGCGUUACACAAUCGUCUUGGCCUCAAUACUCUUCAUGUUGGGUUCAAUACUGAUGGGUUGGGGUCCGAGUUACCCGGUUCUCCUCACCGGUAGAUGCACUGCCGGAGUCGGAGUGGGUUUUGCUCUAAUGGUUGCUCCGGUUUACUCGGCCGAGAUUGCGACCGCUUCCCAUAGAGGACUCUUAGCUUCUCUUCCUCACCUUUGUAUCAGUAUAGGGAUCUUAACCGGUUAUCUCGUUAAUUACUUCUUUUCCAAGUUACCGUUGCAUAUCGGUUGGAGGCUAAUGCUCGGUAUAGCCGCGGUUCCGUCGCUGGUUCUAGCGUUCGGGAUUUUGAAAAUGCCGGAGUCUCCACGGUGGUUGAUUCUACAAGGACGUCUCGGAGAAGGCAAGAGGAUAUUGGAUUUGGUAUCGAAUUCACCUGAAGAAUCUGAAAUACGGUUUCAAGACAUCAAAAUCGCUGCGGGAAUCGACGCGAAAUGCAAUGAUGAAGUUGUGAAAAUGGUGAACAAGAAGACUCACGGUGAAGGCGUUUGGAAAGAACUCAUUCUACGGCCGACUCCUGCAGUGCGACGGGUUCUUUUAACCGCUCUAGGGAUCCAUUUUUUCCAACACGCGACCGGAAUCGAAGCCGUGCUGUUAUACGGUCCGAAGAUCUUCAAGAGAGCAGGAAUCACGGCGAAAGACAAGCUUUUCUUGGUUACAAUCGGUGUUGGGAUCAUGAAAACGACGUUUAUUUUCACGGCGACUUUCUUGCUCGACAAGGUAGGUCGGAGGAAGCUUUUGUUGACCAGCGUUGGAGGGAUGGUCUGCGCGUUGACAAUGUUGGGUUUUGGGCUUACGAUGGCUCAGAACUCUGGCGGGAAACUGGCUUGGGCUUUGGUUCUGAGCAUUGUUUCGGCUUAUAGUUUCGUUGCCGUUUUCUCCAUUGGGCUCGGCCCAAUAACGUGGGUCUACAGCUCUGAGGUCUUCCCGUUGAAGCUUAGGGCACAAGGAGCGAGUCUCGGCGUCGCGGUGAACAGAGUGAUGAACGCCACCGUGUCGAUGUCGUUUUUGUCGUUGACUAAGGCCAUAACUACCGGCGGAGCUUUCUUUAUGUUCGCCGGAGUCGCGGCGGUGGCGUGGAAUUUCUUCUUCUUCCUAUUGCCGGAGACGAAAGGAAAGUCGCUUGAAGAGAUCGAAGCGCUUUUCCAAAGAGACGGUGAUGAUAAAGUGCGCGGCGAAAACGCGACAGCGUAA
This is a messenger RNA of Thlaspi arvense, 1413 nucleotides long. NCBI's taxonomy places the organism in Eukaryota, Viridiplantae, Streptophyta, Magnoliopsida, Brassicales, Brassicaceae. The record is from the annotation of a GenBank genome assembly.